Messenger RNA from Bradysia coprophila, 2301 nucleotides. RefSeq names its product dynein regulatory complex protein 1 homolog. Gene Ontology annotation, cellular component: axoneme; axonemal dynein complex. Gene Ontology annotation, biological process: regulation of cilium movement; cilium-dependent cell motility; axonemal dynein complex assembly. Lineage: Eukaryota; Metazoa; Arthropoda; Insecta; Diptera; Sciaridae. The record is from RefSeq and is a predicted model, not a curated record.
CUUUAAGUCAAAAAAUAGGUUGUCCCACCAUUUGACUGCAACGAAAACGUGAAUAUGGAAAAGACGAGAGAGUCAUUGACCCUAACCUAUCCGCACGAUUUAUAUAGGAGAUUUAAAGAAGAUGAAUAUCUACCUCUGGAUGCCAAAGUUGAUAGAAUCGACAAAACGUGUAAAGAUCGGUUCAUGGCAUCCCGAAAAGGAACAUAUGAUCAGAAAGCGAAAGAGGGAAAUGUUGUUGAAGUACUAAUGUUGGAGCACAACUUAGAGCUGGAAAAGUUGCACCAAAAAGGCAAUGACCUAAUGACGAAUAUCCGAGUUUCUUGUGAACAGCGUCAACUGGAGCAAAGAAAACGAGAGAAGACAUAUGAGGAAGGUAUGUUGGAACACAUGCAAGAGAAGUCUGUCGGCAUAGAAGAAAAAUUAUCCAAAAUACACGAUCGUUGGGCAACGCUCAGGUCUCGACAUAAUGAUGAGCCGUCCAAAUUUCUGAAAACUUUGAAACUUCUUCAAACUCAAAUUCUAGAAGUCAUGCAAGAAAGGGACGACAUCAUUCAAACGAUCAAAAAUGAUUUGAUUCGAAUCAAUGCAUCGCACACGUCGAUGUUAGAGAAACAGGACUACGAUCUACAUUAUCUCAUGCAACGGGUCAAUAACUAUUUAAAACACUUGAAGCAGUGCUAUGCUCGACAAAUUUUAAAAUUGGACGAAACAAUCAAUCAGUUUCAUCAGGAUGAGUACGAAAGACUGUAUAAGUGUCGUCACGAAUUUUCCAACGAAAUUAUUGUGGGCAAGGACAUAACAAGUAUGUUGGACAACAUUGAUAAGAAAUACGAUGCGGAACGGGAGUAUCAAGCAUCGUUGCAAAUCAAAUUCAGAGAGUUGCGCACCGAGUACGAUGAAGUGACUCAUUCGUUUCGCAUGAUUAUGGAAAAGGACCAAGAGAACAUGGAAAUGGAAUUAGAGGAAAAAACGGCUACGUAUUUCUCGAAUUCACUCAAAUUCAACUACAACUAUCAAGUGUUGGAGAAGAAAAACACUGAAAAUGCCAAUCAAAUAGUGUACGAAGCACAGAAGAAAAUUUGGUUGAAGUUGGUCAAUUUAGCAUCAAAUUUGAGGAAGGAAAUUAGCGAGACUAAGAACACUUUCAAAACGAAAUCCUUUGAAAUUGAGGAUAACUGCCAAAAGAUUCGAGACCGUCUAUCAAAAUUGGAAGUGAAGGCUAAAAUUGCAAUCAGGGACAAUGAGUCAAAGUUCCAAAAUAUCCUGAAAAUGAACCUAGAAGAAGCCAAUGAUUUGUUGUCUCAAAUUUGCGCCUUCAAUAAAAUAUUCUUCAAAGAGCACCUGGGAAUCCGCUGGGAACUACCCGAUUUAAAUAAUUUAGUGGAUUCCAAUUUAGAAUCUCUGCAAAUGAGUGGUAAAUCGCCACGUUCAGGUAGCACGGACAGUGAAGAGGCGCAAAUUACUCGAAAUUUGACUGAGAAGUAUGAUUGGAAAUUGAUUCAGAAUGUCUUCGAAACAAUAGUCGGCAGUAUGAACUACAUGAUCGAUAAAGAUCUUCCUAAAGUAUUCCAAUUAUGCAAUAUGACGCCAGAAGAGCAAAAGAUCGCUCAGCUGGCCAAUAUUUUUUCAGCUGUUGGUCUAGAGAAUUCAGAUAGUUUAAGGAAGUUUUUUACGAAUUUGGAAUUAUUAGCACAUUGCUCGCAAUGUGAAGACGAAAAAGUAAUCGAAAUCCAUGGUCAAGGAAAGGCACAAACCAUUUCAACAAUAGGAUCUCCAUCACUGUCAAACGAUUCAGACAAAUCGUCAUUUGUAGUACCGAAUGCUGACGAUAAAAUCGACAAUGUUUCCUUGGACUUGGAUUUGAUGAGGCUCAUUGAAGAUUUGAAUCGAAAUUCUACCGAUCAAACGACAACCGAUUCCAUUCAUCAAUUAUCUGUAAAUUAUGCUCACAUUCUCUCAGCGCUGGAAAUGACAAUUAAAUCGAUGGAAACGGAAAAAUCGCACGAAAAUGGAAAAAAGAAGAAACGCAACGGCAUACUUGAUUUGUGCAUCAAUCCGGCACAACGGAAAGAUCAAAUUGAAUUGCUGUGGACCAACUAUCGGACAAUUUUUCCCGAAGAACAUGCUCACUUGUGGUCGUCGUUGGAAUGUGGUCUUUCCGAUUAUUUGGUGCAAUUAAAGAUACGAGAGAAGCUGCAUGGGGAUUGUGAUAGACUACGGCGGCAAAAUGCUCAGCUCAAAUAUAUGCUACAGGAAGUGCUGCAAACGAAUUGAAACAAAUUUCUUGCGUGUAAAAUUUAU